Messenger RNA from Trichoderma citrinoviride, 1404 nucleotides. RefSeq lists its product as hypothetical. NCBI's taxonomy places the organism in Eukaryota, Fungi, Ascomycota, Sordariomycetes, Hypocreales, Hypocreaceae. Gene Ontology annotation, molecular function: DNA-binding transcription factor activity, RNA polymerase II-specific; zinc ion binding. Gene Ontology annotation, biological process: regulation of DNA-templated transcription. The transcript is spliced from 6 exons. Bases 1 to 1404 code for a protein of 467 amino acids. The record is from RefSeq and is a predicted model, not a curated record.
AUGCCCAACCUCAGGCAAAUCAGGACAUGCAGUCGAUGCCGCCUGUUGAAAAUCCGCUGCGACAAGACCAAACCGUCGUGCGAGCGAUGCAACAGAGCCAAAGUCGACUGCUCACUUCGAUCCGACGGCUUGGCGCAAGCGAUAGCAGCAUCAGUGCCGAAUCCUCUCGUUAUUGAGAGCAAUGCCGCAAGCCGAACCUCACCGAUGCGCUCGGAACCAAGUCGGUUGUUCACGUCGUGGCGCACACGGCGCCGAGGAACGACACACUGGAAAGCCCUCAUAGCCCGGCUCGAAAUUUCGGCACUCAACAUCGGCCAGACUUUUGUUCAUGCCGAAGACAUCAGAAUCCUUGACAUAGACUGCUCAACCGACAUUCUCCUCCCCAGCAACUUUCCCUUCAACUCCCCUGGUGCAAUAAAAUACUCGUCCUCUCUCGAAAAAGUCCGCAACCUCAUCUACAGCCACAGGGACAGCUGCGAUGCCUUUGUCGACGCCUAUCUCGCCCUCUACCAGCCGGUACAUCCCAUCCUCGACCCUCCUCACUUCCUCGAAGACAUCAAUUGUUUCUGGGAAGAUGCCGCGCAGACUGACCUUUGUCUGGCAGCCGAGUCCUGUUUGGCCCGGACAACCUUCAUGGUGCGGCCGAGUAUAUCCGUGAUGCGGACGUUUUGCCUCAUGGUCCUUGCCAAGCAGCUUGCUAACGGAACAUGUUGGUCGUUUGACGCGAGCUGGUCGCUGCUCGGCAUCAUCGUGCGACUCGCAGUUUGCAUCGGCCUCCACAAACCGCCAGUUGCGACUCCAAAGUCUAUAGAUGAUCAUGCGGUGACUGUUUCGGAAUGGCAAUCUGGGCAUAUCCUAUGGAUCACAAUCGUCUAUUUCUGCAUACAAACGGCGGCCAUAACCGCCAGAGUGAAUCGUGAUGGAGAGAAGCCCUCAUAUGACGAGAUCCUGCAAUACAAUGCUGACAUUAAACGUCUGAUGACCACCACCUUAGAGCACCCCAGAUGUGGACAUCCCUCUCUGCGGGCCGUCCUCGACAUCUUCUUCCGCCGCAUCCUGCUCGUGCUCCAUCGCUGCCACGCACUACGCACCAAUGCUCCUACGCUGCAUCCAGUCUCAUACUGGGCUUCUCUUGAGUGCAGCCUCGCAAUCCUCGUCCAUCAUCGCGAUCUUUGCGAGCACGUAGGGAAUCCCGAUAAUCGGGAUCUGUUAGGCCGUCUGUUCAAGCUGGAUUUCUUUGCUGCUGCACUGACGGCCGGCCUUCAUCUGCUGCAGGCAGAUGCACCUCUCGCAGAUGGAUUUUCGAUUCCGCCGAGACAGACGAUACUCGAAACACUGGAGACGUGCACCGAGAUAUGGGGCAGGGAUAAGGAGAGUGUCCAGGCACUUCUCAUUAGUCCCUGA